ACAUUCUGUCUGCCUCCCAUCCCAUGUUUUUUCAACUUGCAUGUGUGGUUUGAAUGUGCAAGCAUUUGUGUGGUGUGUGUUCUGGAGUUUGGGAAUGUGUUCUGUGUUAUUUUUUGUUUGAGCAGGUAUUUGUGAUGAUAGAUCUUGAGAAGAUCUUUCUGACGCAACAAGAAUCGCUUCAAUCGGAGCAAGAACGCGAAAGCUAUGAAGAUUCAAAGUUCAUGAGCUUGCGUUACAAUUGCGGCGGUUACUAAGUGAAGUUGUGGGAUUCUUGAACUUUGAUUGAACUUUUGAGAUUGAGUUAAGUUCUCCUCCUACAGCUUACCCCCUAAUGCGUCGAAAGCCAUAGCGUCGCGAAUACUUCAUUAAUCAACGUGAUUCAAAUUGGGAACGGUAGCUGAGAUUAAGAGCUACAACAUAUCCGAGUUUCGUGACAUUCCAACGGCUAGUUUUUCGUCAACGUCGUUUCUUGUGAAGACGACUUUUCUGUCCAGAAUUUCGGAUUUAUAUUUUGAGUAAUUCUAGUUCCUAAGUUCACCUAGACUCCGUCCUUAAUCCUAACAAAGUGGUAUCAGAGCGAUAUUAAGGACAGUGAGAGGAGUCUACAGAAGUUUGAAGACCCUUCUAGACCCACCAUGGCCUGUGGGUGUGCCUAAGUGGUGUUCUAAAGGUUGGAUGUGUCUUCCGCUAAGGGGAAACUCUGCCGAAAUUUCGUGGACGCCGACACUUGUGAAAAUAUCGAGGGAGCUGAGUGUGGACAGCAAAGGGGAGCUGAAAUUCGUCAUUUCUCAAGGAGAAGAUGAAUGAGAGAGGAGGAGAUGCUAAUGGAAGAGGAGCUGUACCUGAGAAGCCAAGUGAGCCGCCGCCAUCAAAAGUUGAAGCUUUGGAUGGCUCCAACUAUGAGGAAUGGAGCGGGCAGACGAGGAGUGCCUUCAAACGCUACAAGCUCCUGAAGAUUGCUGUUGGGGAAGAGAAGAUGCCGGAAGAAGGCGAAGCACGCGAACGGUGGAUUGAGAAAAGCGCGGUGCUUUUCGACCUCAUUCUUCAAUCGGUCAACAAGGAGAUGUUCGAGCACAUCAAGGAUCUUGUGGAAGCGGAUGAUUCGGGUCCAAGGGCGUGGAAACUACUACGUGAUGUGAUUCAGCCCAACACUCUCCCAAUGGUGAUCGUGCUCGAGAAGGAACUUGCUGCCAUCUCCAUGCGACCAGGGGAUGAUGUGAAGCCGGUCCUUGACAAGAUCAAGGACACCUAUGCAAGGAUGGCAGCAGCGGGCAGCAGUGUAUCUCAGCUGCAGCAGUGCACCAAGAUCAUCUCGGUGUUGGACAACUCUUGGGACAACCUCAUCCCCACCCUCAACUCUCAGCAAGAUCAAUGGACACCUGAGUGGCUAAGGCAGCAGAUUCUGCAGGAGGACUUCCGCAGACGCCAUGUGGGAGGCGGUGCUGCCACUAAGACUGCUGAGGGGUAUGGAGCUGCAGGGCGCGGCAGAGGAAGAGGGGGUUGGAGAGGCCGAGGCCGUGGGAGGAGCUUUGGCAGAGGUAGAGGCCGAGGUGACUAUAAUGAGGGGCAUGGAAGCUCCAGUGGCAGGGGGAGUACCAGAAUGGAGGGCACCUGCUGGUACUGCAAGAAGAUAGGGCAUCCUUGGUUCAAGUGCUUCAGCAGGCCGGAGGGAUGGGCACCUCCAGGCAUGAAGCCGCCCAGUGGUGAACGCGCACAAGGUGGCGCUGUGCAAGGCUCAGGUGCACAAGGCUCAGGUGCACAAGGUGAAGGUGCACAAGGUAACGCCUAUCCUGGGAUGUAUCUCAUGGUUGAGGAUGUGCAUGGGCAUGAGGGUCAUGUGGGAUCUGUCGGAAAGGUUGUGAUGCACCCUCUCACGCACUGGGUGAUUGAUUCAGGUUGCACCAGUCACAUGACCCCACGGGCAGAUUUGCUUGAUGAGGUAAAACCCCCCGGGAAGAUUAAGUAUGUGGCAGCAGCAUCAGGUGCUUUGCUCCCUGUGAUUGGUGUUGGGAAUGCCAAGGUUAAGGGAGCUAAUAGGGAGCUUGUGGGGCUUGGGAAUGUUCUGCUGGUUAAAGGCUUGUCUGCUAACCUUCUCUCUGUGCGGCGACUGCAGAAGAGUAAGGCCGAAGUGACCUUUGGACCAACCAGCUGCCGUGCUAAGCUUGGGAAGAAGGUGCUGUGGAGUCUGGAAGAGGAGACCAGCUGCAUCAAGGACCUGUGGCAGCUGCCCAUCAUCCCUUGGAAUGGGACGACUCCAACAGCAGCAACGGCAGCAGCGGCAAAGGCAACAGCAGGAGGAGAUGCAACUGCACCAACUGAUGGGGUCCUGGAAGCAGUCAAGAAAGUGCAGAAGCAGCAGACACAUGGUGAGGUGCUUGCUGGUGUGGAUGCGAGUGCGGCAUGGGCUAAGGCUUCAUCAAGGAGUGGAGAGGCCGAUUGGGAGACAUGGCAUGAGAGGUUGUGUCAUGUGAACUUCCCUAUGCUGCAGAAGUUGGUGAAGAAUGGGAGCCUGAAGGGCUUGGAGGUGAAAGGGGAAGUGAAGGAGAUUGGGAGCUGCCCUACAUGCUUGGAGACCAAGUUCUCCAAGUUCCCCUUCAACAGUGCAACAGGACCAGCCAAGACCCCACUUGCACUUGUGCACAUGGAUGUGGUGGGGCCCACCAGAGCCCCUUCCCUCUCAGGCAGCCGCUAUUUCUUGACAAUUGUGGAUGACCACACUCGGGCAGUGUGGGUUUACCCUUUGAAGAGCAAGGGGGAGGUGGCAGCGGCUGUCCUUAAGGAGUGGAUGCCUAGAGCUCAGAGGGAAUGCGGACACAAGGUGAAGGUGAUCAGCAGUGACAAUGGUGGGGAGUUCAUUGGAGCUGAUUUUGAGGGGGAGUUGAAGAGGAAGGGGAUCCAGCAUCAACUAACAGUGCCCUACAAUCCGCAGCAGAAUGGCGUGGCUGAGAGGUUCAACAGGACCCUGCAGGAGGGGGCACGCACUCUCCUUGGGCGUGCAGGGCUGCCUGAUCCGUUUUGGGUGUCUGCACUGAGGCAGGUCGCCCUUGUGAAGAAUAAGGUGCUGGCUACAGUUGGGGAUAAGGAGUGGAUCCCAUAUACCAAGUGGUAUGGGAGUGCUCCAGCUGUGAAUAUGCUGAGGGCAUUUGGGUGCAUGGUAGUGUUUCAUGUGCCUAAGGAGAAAAGAGGGAAGUUUGAGGCUUCUGGAAGAUGGGGUGUGCACUUGGGGAUUGCAAAGGAUCACAAGGGAUGGCUGCUAUGGGACUUGACCACCCAGAAGCUGACAGUGUCAAGGGAUGUGAAGUUUCUUGAGUCCCUGUACUAUAAGGAAUGGAAGCAGCAGCAACAGAAGCUUCCAUCUACACCACUCAUUGUGGAGGCAGAUGAGUUGCAGCAGCCUUCAAGGCAGGUGGAGGUUGCAGUGUCUGAGGAGGAGAUGUCUGGGGUGACUGAAGAAGGGGGAGCAGCUGAAGUGGAGCAGCAGCAGCAACAUGAGUCUCCACCUCGAGUUCCACACCCGCCUGAGCGACCUAGGAGGGAUGUGCGCCCUCCUGUGAGGCUGACCUAUGGGGGAAGAGGCAAGCCAAAUGUGGUGCAGGCUGGGAGUGUGGUUGAGCAGAUUGAGGAAGAUGAGAUCGCUCACUGCUACUGGGCACCAAUCCCUGAGCCCAAGACUCGAGAGGAGGCCUUGAAUGGACCAAAUGGGGAGAAGUGGAAGGCGAGUGAGGAUGAGGAGUUCGGGUCCCUGAUUGAAAACGAGACAUGGGACCUGUGUGACUUGCCUCCUGGGAAGAAGGCAAUCACUUCCAAGAUGAUCUACAGGCACAAGUAUGGACCUGAAGGGGAGCUGACCCGCUACAAGUCUAGGCUUGUGGCAAGGGGGUUUUAGCAGACAAAAGGGAAGAACUAUGAUGAGGUGUUUGCUCCUGUGGGGAAAGGAACAACACUGAGGGUGCUGUUAGCGAUAGCUGCACUCCUGGGAUGGAAGAUACGGCAGAUGGACAUUGUGACUGCCUUUCUGAAUGGGAUCAUUCUGGAGGAGGUGUACAUGAAGCAGCCAGAGGGGCUGGAUGAUGGGAGCGGCAGGGUCUGCAGGCUGAA
Molecule: messenger RNA, 4098 nt
Organism: Closterium sp. NIES-67
Lineage: Eukaryota; Viridiplantae; Streptophyta; Zygnematophyceae; Desmidiales; Closteriaceae
Source: the annotation of a GenBank genome assembly